AAAUAGAGAGAUACUUUGCUUAAAAUAAAUUGAAAUUAAACAAUCGAAAAGCUUUGUUUCUAUUCCAAAUUAUCCAAUUCAUACCUACAUCUGUUCCUAUCUCCAUACCUCCGUCCCAAAAACCUAUACAAAAAAACUAAAUGCCUCCUACCAAAGAACCCUUUACCUUAACGGCACCUCCAAACACGGACGUCUGGCGCAAACCUCCCACCACGGAUGUUUUCAACGCACCAACCAAUAUGACACCCAAAAUCCCUCUCACCUCAUUCCUCUCAUCCAAAAUCACCUUUUCAUUCCGUUGCAAAUAUCGUUAUGAUCAAGGUUGUCUUCUCCUCCAUCUCACCAAAGCCGGUUCUAAAGAUCGUUGGGUAAAGACCGGUAUUGAGUUUUACCAAAAUAAGCCUUAUGUAAGCACUGUUGGAUGCGACAAUUUUGCAGAUUGGAGUAUCUUACCGACAGACUUUGAUGCAAGUAAAGAUGUCGAGGUCACAAUUGAAGUAAGGAGAGAAGUGGAUGAGAAUGGGAAGUCAUUGUGGGUUUAUUGGGUACAAGGUGAAGAAAUGAUACCACUUAGGGAGAUUGCCUGGUUUUUUGCUGCUGAGGAAGGUUGGGAUAUCGCGGCAGGAGCAUUGGCUUGUAGGCCUGCUAAUGAGGAAGCUACCAACGGGGAGAGUUUACAAGUCAAAUUUUGGGAUUUUGCGUUGGAACAUGAGGCAUGAUUGGCUUUGGGGCGGUUCAUUUUGCAAUUGGUGGGUUGCAAACAUGAGACUCGGAAUCGUGAUUAGAAUUAGGUGGGCAAUCAGAGUAUCUUUUCUCGCUUUGUAAAGUGCACGAAUACAUAGAGCAGGAAAAUAUAAUGCUAAAGCAGAGGUUCUUAAA
Molecule: messenger RNA, 879 nt
Organism: Sclerotinia trifoliorum
Lineage: Eukaryota; Fungi; Ascomycota; Leotiomycetes; Helotiales; Sclerotiniaceae
Source: the annotation of a GenBank genome assembly